Phycodurus eques (leafy seadragon) is the source of this 1663-nucleotide messenger RNA. RefSeq names its product cyclin-dependent kinase 7 (gene cdk7). The record is from RefSeq and is a predicted model, not a curated record. Gene Ontology annotation, molecular function: RNA polymerase II CTD heptapeptide repeat kinase activity; ATP binding; cyclin-dependent protein serine/threonine kinase activity. Bases 35 to 1063 code for a protein of 342 amino acids. The transcript has 12 exons. Lineage: Eukaryota; Metazoa; Chordata; Actinopteri; Syngnathiformes; Syngnathidae. Gene Ontology annotation, biological process: protein phosphorylation; positive regulation of transcription by RNA polymerase II. Gene Ontology annotation, cellular component: transcription factor TFIIK complex; cytoplasm; nucleus.
ACACUCAUGGCAAUAUACGCGUAAUAUUACCGUGAUGGCGCUUGAUGUAAAGUCCAGAGCCAAGCGAUACGAAAAGUUGGAUUUCCUCGGAGAGGGCCAGUUUGCCACAGUGUACAAAGCCAGAGACAAAACAACUGACACUAUAGUCGCCAUAAAAAAGAUUAAAGUUGGCCACAGAACUGAAGCUAAAGAUGGUAUCAAUAGGACUGCCCUACGAGAGAUCAAACUACUGCAGGAGCUCCAUCACCCAAAUAUUAUUGGACUGUUGGAUGCAUUUGGACACAAAUCGAACAUAAGUCUGGUUUUUGAUUUCAUGGAAACUGAUCUGGAGGUGAUCAUCAAGGACACCAGCCUUGUCCUAACUCCAGCCCACAUCAAAGCCUACAUCCUCAUGACUCUUCAGGGAUUAGAGUACAUGCAUCAACACUGGGUUUUACACAGGGAUUUGAAGCCCAAUAAUCUUCUGCUGGACGGUAAUGGAGUGUUGAAGUUGGCGGAUUUCGGUUUGGCCAAAGCCUUCGGCAGCCCCAACAGGGUCUACACUCAUCAAGUUGUUACCAGGUGGUACCGUUCUCCUGAGCUUCUGUUUGGUGCACGAAUGUACGGAGUAGGUGUUGACAUGUGGGCGGUGGGAUGCAUCCUGGCAGAGUUACUCCUUCGGAUACCAUUUCUUGGUGGAGACUCUGAUCUUGACCAGCUGACCAAGAUCUUUGAGGCUCUUGGGACUCCUACGGAAGAGACAUGGCCUGGAGUAAGCAGUCUACCAGACUAUGUGCCAUUCAAAAUACUUCCUGGCACACCGCUUGAGCACAUAUUUAGUGCAGCUACCGAUGACUUACUAGAGUUGCUCCAUGGCCUCUUCACAUUUAACCCUUCAACUAGGACCACAGCCACGCAGGCUCUGAAGAUGAAGUACUUCAGCAAUCGGCCUGGUCCCACUCCUGGCCCCCAACUUCCCCGACCCAACUGCUCAGCUGAAGCUCUGCGAGAGAAAGAAACAGUCGGGCUCAAGAGGAAAUUAGUAGGCCUGGAAACAACUACCAUGAAGAAGUUGAUAUUCUAACCAGAUGGGAACAGCCCAGGACUGAUGUUGUCUGUAAUGUCAACGGUACUACUGACAUCCUGCAGUCCAGCGGGGGAUGAACAGUACGACCUGUGGUCAACAAGCACUUCUGUGAUGCCUGAACUCCAGCCAACAACCUGCUUGACUGGGGCUAUUCAAUGUGGCAGAAAAAUAGAACGACCACACUAGCAAGCCUAGUAUGCUUUGACAAUAUGGACAAAAGUAUUGGGACCUCACCAAUACACCCAACAAGAACCGACGACGCAUCCAAAAGAACGUCUGUGAGGUCACUGAUGUUGGAUGACAGGGCCUGGCUCACGGUCUCUGUUCGUGGGCCAUCCCAAAAGUGUUUGGGGCCGUCACGUUCUUCCACCCCAAACUCCUCUGACUGGAAGGGCCGUCCCCAAACUGUCCUCAUACUGUGGGAAGCACAAUAUCAUUUAUUUUUUAAAAUGAGGAAUUAAUAUUCAGGGUGAACUAAGAAGUCUGGCCCAAGCUCUGAUUGGUUAAAUGAUCAAGAAGUAUGUCUCAAUACUUUUGUCCAUACUUAACCAUGUAUUAUUUGUUUUGUAAAUAAAACCAAUAAAUGGUGCAAAUACA